CUGCAUACAUGCUAAUCAUAUGAAUAAAAACAUCUAACGUAACCCUUGUGGCAGACAAUAAUUUCUCCUUCUUUCUUAAAAAAGGCAGAUUUUGCGCUAAUAAAAUAAGAUUACAAUCUUUGUGUUCUAACGGUUUGGAUUAGUUUUUGUCCUAAGAUGAUGAUUUGUGUGCUUGGAUUUAUGGCAAGAACAAACAUCAAAGGCGGGUCAUACCUUGCUUUGAUUAAUAAUUCGAAGCCUUUGUAGGUAUUUCGAAAGUAAAGGUGUGAAAGGAUUUCUGUAAUUGAUAUUAAAAAAACGGCAAAAUAAUAAAAAAGAAGUACAUCUUCCAGGGUCCUUGUGCGUCUGAGACAACAGUUCAUAAAGUGUUUUAUAUGACCUUUUUUAUUAUGUCAAUAGAAGUAUUUGCGUCAUGGAUUUUGGCUAAUAGCUACAGUUUACAGUUGCCGCAUCUGUGGGAAAUGGGAUUGUAGCUACAGGGCAAAGAUUGUGUGAAAUUCCAUUUUUGGACUAGGAUUAUAUGUAAACGGAUUUCUAGAUGACGUCCCCAUCCUAUAAGGAUGGACAGUAUUAUCGGGUCGGUCGGAAGGGUUGCUAACGUAAAAGUCCGAAAUGAUGAUGAUCUCGUGGACCGCCUAAAUCAUCUCUACACGACCGGCAUUCUCAUCAUUUUCACAGUCGUUGUCAGUGCAAGACAAUACGUCGGUGACCCAAUAAGAUGCUGGUGUCCCGCAGAGUUUCCGGGGACACAUGUGGACUAUGCGAACAACAUUUGCUGGAUCUCAAACACAUAUUACGUCCAUAUCCAGGACCCCAUCCCCAUAGUCGCAGAACGCGAGGGGAAGGAACUCAACUAUUAUCAAUGGGUGCCUGUCAUGCUUCUUGUGCAGGCGCUCAUGUUUUAUAUCCCUUGCAUUAUCUGGAGGUUGUUAAAUGGACAAUCUGGGAUAAAUGUGGAUAGAAUUGUGCAGCUAGGGAGCGAUGCUCAGUAUGAGAGUCCUGAAAGUCGUGUCCGGACUAUAAAAUAUGUUGUGCGUCAUUUAGAUCGUUGCCUUGACAACCAGCGUGAAAGUAGGUCAACGUGUUGUGUGUCUAUACGUCACUUCCUGUCUGCAAAGUUAUCUAUAUUGUGUGGGAAGCGUUAUGGAAAUUUCUUAGUUGGAGUUUAUUUCUUAAUCAAAGUAUUGUAUAUUUGUAAUGCUAUUGGACAACUUUUCUUGCUCAAUGAGUUCCUUGGUACGGACUAUAAUGUAUUUGGCUUCCAAGUGCUUGACGAUUUGAUAAACGGAAAAGAAGACUGGACCGCGAGUCACCGAUUUCCAAGGGUGACUCUGUGUGACUUUCAGAUUCGUCAAUUCAACAACCUUCAUCGAUAUACAGUCCAAUGUGUGCUUCCCAUAAACCUUUUCUCAGAAAAGAUAUAUAUCUUCUUAUGGUUUUGGUUUGUGUUUUGUUCAAUCAUGUCCUGCUACAGCCUAGCUAGCUGGAUCUGGUACACCGUCUUUCCAACUGCCCGGAUGCAAUAUGUCCGAAAAUUCCUGCGUGUUAUGGACAGAAUCGGAACCGGACCGGAGAAAAAACUCGCCAAUAGAUUCACCAUCGAGUAUUUGCGACACGAUGGUGUGUUUACGUUGAGACUGGUCGGGAAGAAUUCAAGUGAUAUCGUUGUGGCGGAAAUUCUUGCUGGAUUAUGGGAUAUGUAUAGAACAAAGAAAGCGGCACAAAUUCGAAAUAAUUCCCUAGGAAAUGAAUUUGAAGGCGAGGACGUUUGACUAUAGGGACGGAAAAUUAGAGAUUAGAAAUUUAAGAGCAAAAAUGUAAAAAGGUUUCGGUUUGUAAUUUACGUGUGACAUCAUAAAAUGACUGCCUUUUACAUUAUUAAAGCUGCACUCUCACAUCUUGAUUGUUUUGACAACUUUUUUUCUGUUUUUGCUUUGGAAUGAGCCAAUUUUCGGGUAAAUGUCUGGAAACCUGUGAUUCAAGUCUACUGGCAUAAGAUCAUGUUGCAGUUAAUCAUAUUUACGUUCAAAAAUUGAUGUUGUAUGAAAAAUUAGUUUUUCCGCAGUAGUCCAUACCUAUUGUAUUGUACGACUCAAUCGAAGGCGCUUACGCCAAAAUCAGCUGAUUCUAAGACAAAAAUUAAAAGAAAAGUGAAAACUGUCAAUCUGUGAGAGUGCAGCUUUAAAUAUGCAUCGUUGUACAUAUUAUUACACCACCACUGAAAACGUUUUCAAAACUGUAUUUUCAGGGCUUACAGCAAGCUUGUUAUAACCCCUUCAUUUCUGUAUAAAAGGUACUCGCUCAUGUUUUUGGACCAAAAAUUAGUUUUCCCAGUAAUGCAUCUGAAGACACUUAUUUUGUCAUUAUUUUACUCUAUGAUAUCGAAAUUGCAGAAAAAAUACAGUUAUAGCAUAAAAACACUAUUUUGGUGCGAACCCAGGUAAAGCCAAAAUCGGAGCUUUUACACAAAAAGACGAUAUUUGAGCAAAUAUUUGCUAAGGGGUUCCAGCUUUUUGUAUCUUAGUUUAAACACUCCUUACGAUUUGCCACAAAUUAUUUCGUCGUACAAAAAAAACGAGCAAAACAUGACCGAGUACCUUUAAGUAACAACCGUCUUGCAGUAAGCCCGCGAUUUGUUUAAUUCAAACGAUGGCUACUGAAUUGCCUUAACACAUGCAUUUGCACUAUUCAAAACCGUAUACCUUGUUACUAUACAGCUGAUGCAAACGUAGUUUAUACCAAUGGUUGAGAAGUGUUGCCCUUAACAAGUAUACGUUGCAGUCGUUACGUUUUGUAAAUAUUGUUCUAAAAAGAGUGGGGAGAACUGUGGUGUGCCAAGUGAUUCAGAGAGUACUAUCAAGAACGGAAAGACUAAACAGUUAGCUAUAUCUGUUAUUUAUAGUUACAGCUGUAUUAUUUAGCUACAGCUGUUUUUUUUAAGCUGCGGCUGUAAAUUACAGCUAUAGUUGUAUUUUAUAGAUACAGCUGUACUUUAUAACUGCAGCUGUAUUCAUAGCUACACCUGUAUUUUAUAGAUGCAGCUGUGUUUUAUGGCUACAGCUGUAUUUAUAUCUAACACCGUAUUAAUAGUUACAGCUGUAAUUUAUAGCUACAGCUGUAAUUUAUAGCAACAGCUGUAUUUGAUAUUUAGUCUGUAUUUGUAUAUCUAUAGCGGUAGCUUUAUUUAACUGCUACAUCUAUAAAUGACUACAAUCAUUAAUUACAGUUGUUGCUAUUUUUAAAUCUAUCGCCACAAAGUGCAACAGUUAAUAUAAAGCUGUAGCUGUAUAUGUGAUGCCAUAAGUAUAGUUAUAGCUGCGUUUCAUAGCUGUAGCUUUACUUUGGAACACAACUUCAGCUGAACAAUACAUACACAGCUGUAGCUAUCUUCGAAAUGUCACUAUUGUCAAAUUGUAACUUUUGAGCCACAUGGUACACCAUCGAAAACUAUAAUUGAACUAUUGUGUUUUUUUCAUGUGUUUUCUUCUGAAAGAUUUAAAAAAUAUAGCCUCUUUGAGAAGCAGGUAACACAUGGGCGUAGCUAGGGUCUAAAAAGCUUGUAGGCCCGAUGAUUCUAUGUGAGUUUGUGGACUUUUAUAUGCAUAUUACACACACUCAAUUAUACAAUUGCAAUGAUUACAAUAAAACCAAGAAAAACACCCUGUACGUAGUUUUAAAAUAAGAGCACAAACACCCUGUACGUAGUUUAAAACAAAGAACACCAAAAUUGAUUUCGUUAAAAUAAAGCAGACUUUUGAGUUGUUCACAGUGUUUGAGUAGUUUUUGCUGAAUUUUUGAGUUAUUCAAAUUUUCCCAAAAAAGUUGUAGGCCCGGGCCUACAAGGCUUAUAUGUAGCUACGCAACUGUAACAAUAUGAUAAAGUCGAAUAUAAUUGAUGUUUGACGUAUGACGUAUGUAUGUGUAACGAUGUCAAUCUAUUGCUGAUAGUGUUUAAAUGAAAAAGGCUAUGCACCAAAUCACGCCAAUCAAAAACCAAAGGUUGCCGAACCUAUGCAUGUCAUACCUUGUUUGUUUGUUAAUGAAUCAUAAGGUGUUCGAUCCGUUAUCGAGCGAGGUCUUCAUUGUUAUUUACUAGCUAUAACGUUAAGAUUUGAUAUGAGAAAACCUUUGAAAAAGGGUUUGUAUGUUGAUAAAAUAUGAUAAUAAAAUGUCACCUUAGUAACCUAUUUUUAUGUUAAAUACUGUUUUGUUCAUUUCUUAACUGAAAUAAUUAAAAUUCAGCUGAUUUAGGACCAUUUGGUGAUUCAUUUAAUGAAGUAGCAUAAUGGUCUUAUCUUAAACAUACUUGGCUUUUUCUUAUAUAAAAUGCUGUGAAAAGACAUCUGAAUUGCAUGAGGAUUCCAUGCAUCAAAUUUCACAUGUAAUAGGACAGAUACCUUAAAAUGUUUAGAGUAUGAGUGAUAACAGUAUUCAUUUGAAAAUUAUAUAUUGUCAUAAUUGAUUUACAAGUUUGUUAUAUAUGUACAGUUGCAUAAUAUAUUUAUAUUUGAAACAAAGUCUAUAAUAUGUGCACAAUUGUUUGUUUUUUACCAAUGUUCCGUUCCGGGCAAAUGUGCAAUUAUUUGAAACCAGUAGACUAGGCAUACGAGCUAUUUAUCAUCUUGUAACAAUUUGGCAAAUGUGCAAUCAAGAAAAUAUGUGUGUACUUUAGAAUCACGUAAAUAAACAAUCGAAAUAGUUAAUUGUUUAAAAUUCCGAAACGAUAAAAGUGCAAAGGUACUUUCUCUGAUAGAUUGGUUAACAGCAACUUCUUUUGAAGGGGAAAUGUCUCCUGGUCAAACGUAAGUAGCAUUACAACUAAGAAACUGAACGUUUGUACUUUGCCAAUAUGUUUAAUGGUCAACUCUUUCGUACUUUGAAUUUCGUUAAGAAAAGCAAUCGGGAUAAAAAUAGAAACACGCGCAUGCGCAGGUGACAUUACUUAAAUAAUAUCAAAUCAUCACGUGACAAUACUGCCGCUUAAAACGGGUUUCCGGAUCAGUGCACAUUUUAAAAAAAAACGAGAUAUUUUUGGUCUGAAACACACACUUUAAUGUAUCAAUUAGAACUGCACAAAUGUAUUAGAGCGAUCGAAAGGAUUAUGCAUGUUGUUGCCAAUCUAUGACAGAUUCCUUUAAAAUAACAGACACGUUCUAUUUGUGGAAUAUUGACUUCAAAUUAAGUCUGCAAGACAGAUAACUGAUAUGACUUUAUCAAAACUGCAACAAUACAUGUAGCAUCUAUGUAUAAAUCAAUAUAAUGAUCUAAUGUAUAGCAUUUUUGUUCGGAUAAGUAAUAUGUAUUUGUUGAACACAAGACAUAUCUUUACAUAGUUACAUUUAUGUUGUAUAUGCCUAUAUACAUGUAUAUAUAGUUAUUCGUUUUGUUUGUGAUUGUUUUAUUGUUAUUAAUCUAUUAGAGUUUACUGUUUACUUUUUUGGUGUUUUCUUUGUUAUAUUUAUCUAGUCUAUUAAUAUUUCUACAAGAGGUUAAUGUGUAUAUGAUAAUACGGGGUAUGAGCCAGUUCUAUUAACAUUGGUAGUGGUUUGAAUUUAUUGAUUUAUUGAUUUAUUCAAUUGGGUAUUAAAGGUAUAAAAUUUUACGAAAUGUCCCGAAAAAUAAUAUUUGCUAAUUUUCGGAACUGUUUGGCUUUUUCCUUUUAAAAAGUAUUGGCAGACUGGUGUAUCUGUUUGACGAGCUUAAAGUUAAUCAAUAAAAAUGAACCAGUUUUGCCCUAAUGCAAAUUGCUGAUGAACCCGCUGUUAAUAAUUGCUGAUUUAAACUGUCUUCUGUCAGAUUGUUAUGAACAAUUAGCCUAUUUCGUGUGUUUUUGUUAGUUUUUGUUUUGUACCUUACACAUGCAUUGUAUUUUCACCUUUCUUAAAUAUAGUCAAAUGAAAAAUGGUGAUAAAUUUUAAUAUCUAAAUUUCAUUGGUCAGAUUUGAAUAACAAGUAAUCCGAUUAGCUACAUCGUUCUUAGAUCCAGUCAAGACAAAUAUUGAAUAUAAGCCCUGAGCCCUGACAAAUACGUGCACUAUUUCUCGUAGCUCUUAUAUCGUUGUCGUUUAUCCGUUGAAGAUAUUGAUAAAAAAAAAACUUAGUACACAUUGUGCAAGAGACAGUACACCCAAUAUAUCGCACGGCCCAUGACUCAUGAUUAUUGUUAUGUCCCUUGAUUGACUAAAAACAGACAAGCGUUUGUAUUCAAUCUGCGGCGCUUUUGUUUUUUCAGCAAAGUAAGUUUGGUUUUGCGCUAUGUAAUCUCAGAAAUGCGAUCAAGAUUCUUGUAAUACAAUACCUACCUAUGCACGUUCUAUAUUAUGAUAGAAUCUUUGAACAGUAUAAACAAAGUGGAGUUUUCUUCUGUAUGAUAGUGUUAUUCUGUAGUUCAACGGUAGGUAGUUGAGAUAGUGUUUUUGCACUCGAAAAGUAAUAUGUCUUUAAUUGUAAUUGUACGCACUUAUAGUUUCCAUUUUGAUUUCAUAUCACUUGUUGAAAGAAUGACUAGUUGAUUUACAAUGUUCGCAUAAUUAUUCGAAUAUGAAUCCCUUGUUUAACUGUUGAAGUCAUGUGUAUGAUAUUGUGCAAUCUUCAUCAAAUUAUAUUCUACGUAAUAUUUCUUUAUACCUUAAAUGUAUAUAAUAUGUUUUCAAAGAAAUACAUUUUGAAAGAUAA
Molecule: messenger RNA, 6675 nt
Organism: Mya arenaria
Lineage: Eukaryota; Metazoa; Mollusca; Bivalvia; Myida; Myidae
Product: innexin unc-9-like
Exons: 6
Coding region: 561-1772 (403 amino acids)
Source: RefSeq, a predicted model, not a curated record